CGAGUCUCUUGCUUAGUAACACUAAACAACAGAAGCGCGUCGAAUAGAGAACGGGUUUACGGGAUCGACGAUCGAUUAUACGCCACAUCGGACUUGCUGAAGAAGCGUGUAAGCACUCUAUUCCCCGUUCCAGCAGUUUUUUCUUCAAGAGAAAAGAAAAGUUUACCACCGUGCCAAGCUGAAAAAAGUUUUCAGGAUGAGUGCCUACAUAAGUUCCUCAUCAUCCGUACCGAUGACUCGGCAUCAGGAAAAAACAGAACUUUCACUCCUGAAUGACAGAUACUCAGAUUACAUUGCCAAAGUUCGUAAACUUCAACAAGAAGCCAAUCAGGAUGAUUCCUCGGCUCUUUUAAAUUCGAUUCGCAACCUUGAAGAGGAGAUCAACUCUAUCAAAGCACUGUAUGACAAUGAACUUGACAAGCUUAGAAGAGAACUAGAAGGUGUCACAAGUGAAAAGCAACGACUUGAAUUGUUUGCAAAGAAAAAUAAUGGCCUUGCAACAGAACUGCAGGACAGACUUUCUGUUGAACAGAGACAAAAUCAAGCACUCAUUGGUGAAUUGGGAAACCUACAGCAACUCUUAGGGAAGAAGGACCUUGAAAUCAAUCAGUUGGCUGGAGAGAGGGACGAUCUUGCCAAAAAAUUCAACGAUUUACAAAGAGACUAUGACGGGCUUCUUCGAGAUUUUGAGGAAGUCAGCAGGAAAUUAGAGAAAGAGACGCUUGCAAAAAAUGAAGCGCUGAAUGCUCUGGACAAUCUACAAAAAAAACUUGAUUUUCACAUGCAAGUUAACGCAGAGGAAGCGGCUGAAAUGAAGAGUCGUCUUGAAGACAAAGCCAAACAAAUAUUAAUGCUUGAGGGGAAAGUACGUGAAUUAGGUCGUAGUGACAAUACGUUACAUGAGCUGUUGGCCAGAGUACGCGAUACUGCCCAUGCUGAAUUACAGAAAUACAAAGAGGAAUCAGAAGCUCAGUAUGCAAAGAACUUGCACGAACUACAGAUACAGAUGGAACAAGAUGCUGAAAAUAUAGCACGGCUGGCUGAUGAGAACAAGAAAUUAUGUGAGGAAAUAGACAAUUACAGAAGAGAGAUCCACACUUUGCAGAAUAAGGUACGCACAUUAGAACACAAUAAUGGUGACCUAUCUGAGAGUUUGGAUCAAGAACGUCAGAAGUCUUCGGUUCAUAUACAAUCUCUAGAGGCAAAACUGAAAGAAAUACAAGACAUGUUGAUUUACAAAUUACAAGAACUAGGCAGUGGCAAAGAACCACCAAUCAGAGCAGAAAUUGAGUCUUUGAAAGUACUAGUCGAGGAGGAAGAAAAUAGAUUACAUAAUAUCGAACGUGCGCAUACAGCGGUGCCACCAAUAAACACCUCAGGGAUCACGACCUCUCUGACUGGGCAUAAUAAACUACCGCUUUCGUACACUCCUGGUAGCAGGCUGGUGAAGUGUGGGGUCAGCUAUUCAGGUCAAACAAGAUCAUCACCUCCUGCCUACGCUGGGAAAUUUGCUAAUACUACUGGAAUGUCAACUAGUGUCACAUCACGAGGAUACACCAGACCUACCAGACCAGCGUCAGUACCCGCACCAGUGACCGGACAGGGUAAAGACUACUUUGAUUCAAUGUUUGGAGACGUCAAGAGAGACACACUGUAUUAUCCAAGAUUACAUCCGAAGUCCAGCCCUCCAUCUUUCACCCCGGCUACGCAUGAUUACAACACAUCUACAUCAAGUUUCACUGGCACUAUUAAAAUACUGGAAAUCAACCAAGAUGGUCGAUUUGUUCGUCUGUUCAAUUCGUCCCCGAAUCAGGACAUGGAGUUUGGAGGAUUCAUGAUUCAGCAAAACGUCGGAGGCCAUCCAGUAGCGGUCUACAGAUUCCCACCCAGGACACGUUUCAGGGCAGGCUCCACGAUAACAGUGUGGGCAGCAUCAGGUCAAGGUAAACACAGUCCACCAACAGAUUUCCUGUGGAAAGAGCAACAUAAGUGGGGUGUGGGUCCUGAAUGUACUACUAUUCUAUGUAAACCUACAGGACAGGCUAUUGCAUGGACUACUGCAGCCCAUCGGUUCACCAGGAAUGCCAUUUCCUUUGAUGCAGUAAGUGAUAAUAGCAGCGAUGCAGACAAAGGGGAAAGCAAUCCAAGCCCUGAGUUUACAGUAGAAGUCGAUGGAAAACCUGUCACCGCAUUGAAAGUUGAGAAAGAAGAACAGCCCCUAUUAUCUCCUGCUAAGCACCCCCAUGGUCUAUUCACUGGGGACGACCCACACCCAUCUAUGGGGGCACCAAGAGUAAAGGCCGGUGGUAAUGAUAACAGUAGUUAUUGUCGACAAACCAGGAGCCAGAACUCUAAUCCCGUGCCAGACAGGAUGCCACAUCCAGGUGACUUGUAUGCUGGUGCAGGAGCAGGAGGUACGAGACUUGGAUCCGCUCCACUCAGAUCAUCAUCAGCUAUGAAAGCAAACAAUGGUUCAAAAAGUACGCAACUCAGUCCAUUCAUGUCGCCACAUCAACAGAAGUAUUCAACAGUGAACAAAAUAAGUUCUCAGCAUCGCGUGACUUUCCAGCCACCCAUGCCAAGACCACCUGUUGUCUCAUCUUGGUAACUGCAUAUUAAGUGGGUCAUCGUGCCUGAAAAAUGUUUUUUUUUUGUAGAAUGAGACAGGGUGUACAUACAAUUAACCUGCUGUAUAUAUUACUAACACUGUGUGACAUAUCAUAUAGCGACCAUCUUUUUCAACUCAUCAUUCACAGCGUUUUGUAUAAUAACUUCCAAUCAGAGUACAAUGGCUAAAUGUAAAUAAUACUAUUGAUAAUAUUUUUUUGUGCAAUUUUAA
Messenger RNA from Saccoglossus kowalevskii, 2839 nucleotides. RefSeq names its product prelamin-A/C-like. Gene Ontology annotation, cellular component: nuclear envelope; cytoplasm. NCBI's taxonomy places the organism in Eukaryota, Metazoa, Hemichordata, Enteropneusta, Harrimaniidae. The record is from RefSeq and is a predicted model, not a curated record.